AUGCUGGUUGCAUGCGGCAUGCAGCGAUGCCACCAGGAAGCGCUGAAGAAGAACCGUGUGACUCUGGCAAAAGAGCUAGUUUUAAAAGAGUUGAUGGAGCAUAUGAUAGAGAAGGACAUCAUCACCAUGGAGAUGAUGGAAAUGAUACAGGCCAAGUCUGGAAGCUUCAGCCAGAAUACAGAAUUCCUCAAUUUGCUGCCCAAGAGAGGCCCCAACGCCUUCGCAGCCUUCUGUGAAGCUCUGCGAGAAACCAAACAGCAACAUCUGGAGGCAGUGAUCCUGAGGACGUUAUCCAGCCUGAGCCAUGGGAUUGUAAGGAUUGAACACUGUUAUGGAUCAGACCUUCCCUUCCCUGCCAGUGAGUCGUGCCAUUCGAAGAGGCCGCGCUGGAUCGAACAACUGGAAUGUUCCUUGAAUGAUGGAGGUGAUCCCUCAGUUCCUCCAGUGAAACACUGCACUCCUGAAUUUUAUAAGGAUCAUCAGCACUUGGCAUACAAGCUGGUAUCAGAGCCUCGAGGCCUGGCACUUAUCAUCAGCAAUGUGCACUUCAGCAGUGAGAAGGAGCUGGAGUACCGUGCAGGGGGGGAUGUGGACUGUACUUCCCUGCAGGUGCUUUUCAAGCAUCUUGGCUAUCAAGUGACAGUCUGUCGUGAUCAGACUGCACAGGAGAUGCAGAACACAUUGGAGAAUUUCUCUAAGCUGCCAGAUCAUCAGGGCGUGGAUUCCUGCAUUGUAGCUUUACUCUCCCAUGGUGUGGAGGGGGCUGUUUAUGGCAGUGAUGGUAAACUGCUGCAGCUGCAGGAGGCUUUCCGGCUCUUUGACAAUGCAAACUGUCCAAAUCUGCAGAAUAAGCCCAAAAUGUUCUUCAUCCAGGCCUGUCGGGGAGAUGAGACAGACCGGGGAGUGGAUCAGAGGGACGGAAAGGAGUGGUCCAGUUGCCCAGGCUGCGAGCAGGCUGAUGCCAACAGGGAAGAGAACCCCAAGCUGCGGCUGCCCACAUGCUCUGACAUGAUUUGUGGAUAUGCUUGUCUGAAAGGCACAGCUGCCAUGCGGAACACGAAGCGUGGGUCCUGGUAUGUGGAGGCGCUCACGGCUGUGUUUGCAGAGGACUCUCGAGACACUCAUGUGGCUGACAUGUUGGUAAAGGUGAAUCGGCAGAUCAAGCACCGGGAAGGUUAUGCCCCAGGCACAGAAUUUCACCGCUGCAAGGAAAUGUCAGAAUAUUGCAGCACACUCUGCCAGGACCUUUACCUGUUUCCUGGCUAUGUGCCAGGGAAAUAG
Messenger RNA from Indicator indicator, 1281 nucleotides. RefSeq names its product caspase 2 (gene CASP2). Gene Ontology annotation, biological process: proteolysis; regulation of apoptotic process. The coding region runs from base 1 to 1281 and encodes 426 amino acids. The transcript is spliced from 10 exons. Lineage: Eukaryota; Metazoa; Chordata; Aves; Piciformes; Indicatoridae. The record is from RefSeq and is a predicted model, not a curated record.